AUGGACAGGAGGUAUAAUUUGGAAGGAAGAGGAGCUUUGCUAAUGAAAGAAAAGGGAAUGCCGUCAAUACCAGGGGAGGAAUCCUUGAGACCGUCCAAAGCGGAUAAUAAUUCUUGGAGGGAGAAGGGUUCAUCUAGGAUGGUUGGGGAAGGACAGUUAUAUGAAGAGUAUGGAAGUUCAUCCAAAGCAGGAGCGGUAGUAUACAUAACUUUGAUACAGGACGUUUUAGUAAGGAGUUUUUACAACAAUGUUGCGUUAGUCAGAGCGUCGCAUCAACUGACUGGAGGGGGCCCUUCAAAUGUGAGGCCUCUUACUGAAAUAGAAGAGAAGUUUUUGGUUAUUGUGGGCCAGGAUUUUGGCACUGGUCUGCCAGGAAUUAGAGUGCAACCAAAUUUUGAAAGGGAACCAAUAGAACCUCAGCCAGUUGCCUCGAAUAGAAUUUUAACCCCAACAAUAGAAGAAGCUACCCAAGAGUUUGGACAAGACAAACGGAAUCUCCCCAAUGAAGACGAGGCGCAGGAUGGAGGAUCUCUAAGUGUUUUAGAAUACUGGGAGGAAAUGAACCUCAGCCCGGUCCGUCGAGGAUCGUAA
Amyelois transitella is the source of this 591-nucleotide messenger RNA. RefSeq lists its product as uncharacterized. The record is from RefSeq and is a predicted model, not a curated record. Lineage: Eukaryota; Metazoa; Arthropoda; Insecta; Lepidoptera; Pyralidae. The transcript has 5 exons. The coding region runs from base 1 to 591 and encodes 196 amino acids.